This is a messenger RNA of Adineta ricciae, 570 nucleotides long. The record is from the annotation of a GenBank genome assembly. Lineage: Eukaryota; Metazoa; Rotifera; Eurotatoria; Adinetida; Adinetidae.
AUGCCACGAACACGAGCUGCUUCGUCAACAUCUGAUAAACCGAAGAAACGUCUUCCAUCCUAUCUCGAUUUUGAUCAUGAUUCAUACGGGUGGAAAGCAAAUAUUGACUAUCGAAAACAUCCUGAACUCUAUCGAAUCGGGCGUGGUGAGCAAGGCGUGCUCACUUGUCUACCAUACAAAAGUGAGAUCUGUCCACAUUGGCGAUUCAAAACUGCUUCUGAAGCUAUUGAAUCCUCGAACAAAAUUUACGAACUUUUCAUAAAUUAUCUCGACAAUGACGAUUUCGUUGGCGCUGAUAUGGCUCGAAAAUACUUACAAAUGGGUUUUACUCGUUCGCGACGUUACGCCAAUCAUGCUAGUGGGACAAAGUACGAUCAGGAAACUUACGACAUUCUGCCCCAAGAAGAAACUCAUCUAACCAAUGAAAAAGCUCGAUCAGCGGAAAUUUUCAAACAGAAAUGGUUCGAAGCCAAGGACAAUUCUUUAUACAAAGAAAUGGCUGAUAAACAUCGAGCUACUUAUGAAACAAAAACUAGACACGCUGGUAAACAAACAAAAGACAAGGAUUAA